Messenger RNA from Puccinia graminis f. sp. tritici CRL 75-36-700-3, 528 nucleotides. RefSeq lists its product as uncharacterized. The record is from RefSeq and is a predicted model, not a curated record. The coding region runs from base 1 to 528 and encodes 175 amino acids. Lineage: Eukaryota; Fungi; Basidiomycota; Pucciniomycetes; Pucciniales; Pucciniaceae. The transcript is spliced from 3 exons.
AUGACAUGUGAGCUGCUGAGGGUGGAGUGUCGCAGACAGGUCAGUGCCAACCUGUCCGCCCUGAGAAUCACGGCUCAAUCGGGAUGUGGUGGGGGAUCGGACAGGCCUACGCCGGCCCAACUCACCCAAUCCAUUGUUGGCCAUGUCUCACCCAGCCGAUCCAGCCUGGCUUUCAUCAGCCAGCCAACGGCGGAGGCAGGUUGGGCUCCCAUCAUGCCCCACCAAUCAUCACAUAAUGGCGUCAUCGUUGUGCUUGCGCCUCUCCCAACUGAGGCAUGGGCAACUUUAAUCCGCUACAGGCUAAAGAAGAAAAAAAAAAUCUCUGCACCAAUGGAGCCAACCAAGCGAUCGAGCACUCCCGACCCCGGACAAACGGUCAUCGUAGCACCCAAGCAAUCGAGCACUCCCGACGCCGCACCCAAGCGAUCAAGCACUCCCGACGGUCGUCGUAGCACCCAAGAGAUCAAGCACUCCCGACGCCGGACCAGCGGUUGUCGUAGCAUCAGCGGUCUUGCCGGUUGUGACUGA